UUUGGAAUGACUAAUUCUAAUUAGUUUUAUGUGUUUAUGCUGUCUUCUGAUCAAUCUUCGCUUUUUCUAUGCAGGCAAUGUUAUUUCCUUUGGAUUGUUCUUGUCGCCAGCUCCAACUUUCUAUAAAAUUAUAAAGAAUAAGGCGGUGGAGGAGUUCAAGCCUGAUCCUUACAUUGCUACGGUGCUGAAUUGCGCUUUCUGGGUGUUCUAUGGAAUGCCUUUCAUUCACCCUCACAGUAUUUUAGUGGUGACCAUCAAUGGCAUUGGGCUUGUGUUCGAGUUCGUAUACCUUACCAUCUUUUUCACCUACGCAACCAACAAAGGACGGAAAAAGCUACUGAUUUGUCUUCUCAUCGAGGCUAUUUUCUUUGCUGCCAUUGUUCUUAUAACAAUGCUGGCAGUGCAUGGCAAGCAUAGGUCGUUAAUGAUUGGUGUUAUCUGUGAUUUCUUCAAUAUCAUGAUGUAUGUCUCUCCUCUUACAAUCAUGUUUAAGGUUAUCAAAACCAAGAGCGUGAAAUACAUGCCAUUCUGGCUCUCCCUGACUAACUUCCUUAAUGGUGCGUGCUGGACAACUUAUGCACUCAUCCACCCCUUCGACCUGUUUGUUCUGAUCAGUAACAGUGUUGGAGUAGUCUCUGGAUUUGUUCAGCUCAUACUAUAUGCUUGCUACUGCUGCAGAGAAAACAAUGAUGAUGGUGAUGAUGAUGGUGCUGUCCAGAAGAAGACAACUGGCGUUCCAGUUUCUGAAUCCCCCCGUGAUGUUGAAGCUUAGUUUCUUAAAUUCUUCUGCCUUUUGAUUUUCUAUCACACAUGCAUAUUGUAAAAGCAUGCUUUUUAUAUAAUAAUAUGCAAUGUGAUGCGUACACAUGAUUGAGAACUA
Messenger RNA from Glycine soja, 880 nucleotides. RefSeq names its product bidirectional sugar transporter SWEET5-like. The record is from RefSeq and is a predicted model, not a curated record. Bases 29 to 772 code for a protein of 247 amino acids. Gene Ontology annotation, biological process: carbohydrate transport. NCBI's taxonomy places the organism in Eukaryota, Viridiplantae, Streptophyta, Magnoliopsida, Fabales, Fabaceae. Gene Ontology annotation, molecular function: sugar transmembrane transporter activity. The transcript is spliced from 5 exons. Gene Ontology annotation, cellular component: membrane.